Tribolium castaneum (red flour beetle) is the source of this 2781-nucleotide messenger RNA. RefSeq names its product 26S proteasome non-ATPase regulatory subunit 2. The transcript has 6 exons. Gene Ontology annotation, biological process: regulation of protein catabolic process; proteasome-mediated ubiquitin-dependent protein catabolic process. Lineage: Eukaryota; Metazoa; Arthropoda; Insecta; Coleoptera; Tenebrionidae. Gene Ontology annotation, cellular component: proteasome storage granule; proteasome complex; nucleus. Gene Ontology annotation, molecular function: enzyme regulator activity. Bases 113 to 2725 code for a protein of 870 amino acids. The record is from RefSeq and is a predicted model, not a curated record.
UUUUUAUUGAGCUUUUAGGCGGAAACGGAAACGCCAAAACGUCAAAUUGAAAUUUUUGCAUGUCAUUUGAAACGGUCGCUCCUUUUGCCCAUUUUUGCAAAAAUUCGCCGAAAUGGCAGCUGCAGCAAUCCGAAAACCGGUGAUUCCCAAAGAUGACUCGGACGAUGAUAAGGAAUUACAAGUGGAGCUAAAGGGUCUCGUGGACCGAAUUACGGGUGACGAAUCGAAGCUAGUGAAUGUGUCCCUCGACAUGUUAAAGUACUUAAUACGGACCUCAACCUCGUCCAUGACGUCCGUCCCAAAGCCCCUCAAAUACCUGGCCCCUUUUUACGGGGCCCUGCGCAACAAAUGCGACUCGAUGAAGGACCCCCUCCUGAAAAAAAAUCUCUCCGAUGUCGUCUCCGUCCUGUCCAUGGGGGCUAUCGACGGGAGCGUGAAACGCGACUUCGACUGUCUCAAGUACUGUCUCCAAGGCACGAUGGAGAACAUCGGCGAUUGGGGGCAUGAAUACAUCCGCCAGCUGGAGAUCGAAAUCGUCAAACAGUGGGUCAUGUGCGAGAACAACUACAAGACUCUGAGCCCCCUUGUCAAGCAGAUCAUGAGGUUUAACUGCAGCCACCACGACGAGAUACAAGGCUGCGACCUUUUAAUGGAAAUCAACCAGAUGUACAUGCUCUUCGAUUACGUCACGAGGGAAAACUACAAGCCCAUUUGCUUGUACCUAGCCUCCUGUGCAAAAUAUGUGGACGAUCUCGAGAGCAAAAAAAUACUGAAGCUUAUUUCGCAGUUCUAUUAUCUUUUUCAGGAGCAUUGUCGCUGUUUGGUCGUCGCGAUUCAAAUCAAAGACUCGGCUUUGAUCGAGAAACUCUUCAAUACGUGCACUGACAAGAUCACACUGUAUCAAAUGGCCUUCAUAUGCGCCCGACACCUCUACCCAAUCGAAUUUAAUCUCGACGAUGACGACGUGAGGAGCAUUCUCGAGAAUAGUCACUUGAGCCACUAUUUUUUAAGUUUUGCACGUGAGCUUGAUAUAAUGGAGCCGAAAUCGCCCGAAGAGGUGUACAAAACCUGGCUUGAGCCCGUAACGCUGCGUCAGAGCGUCCUCGGCGAGAAACUGGACAGUGCCCGUCAAAAUCUGGCCUCGUCCUUCGUCAACGGUUUCGUCAAUGCUGGUUUUGGCACUGAUAAACUUUUGACAACCGACGAUGGCAAUAAAUGGAUUUAUCGAAACAAAGAUGUUGGCAUGUUAAGUGCCACUGCAGCUCUGGGUUUACUAUACUUAUGGGACGUAGAUGGCGGUUUGACCCCAAUUGAUAAAUAUCUCUACACCAGUGAUGAUAAUAUCAAAGCUGGCGCGUUACUAGCCCUUGGUAUUGUCAAUUGUCGCAUUCGAAACGACUGCGACCCGGCCCUUGCCCUACUGGGCGAUUACGUGGGGAGUGGCAGUGAGGAGUUGCAAGUUGGGGCGGUGCUAGGCAUCGGAUUGGCGUACGCCGGGAGUGGGCGGAGCGACGUAUUGAAUCUCCUCCUACCGGUGAUACAGAGCUCGAAAUUGGUCAAAACUUUGGGCGUGGCGAGUCUUGCAUGCGGUUUGAUCAGUCUCGGGAGAAAUAAUAACGAAUUAUCGGACAUCAUCUUGACGAAAAUGAUUGAAUCGAACGGAUUGGACGUUCUGAAAAGUCCCUUCAUGUUAUUGGCUGGUUUGGGCGUGGCACUUGCAUAUUUCGGAACCAAGGAUGCGAUUGAGGUUCCGACGAUUGUGGCGGAUGUGUUUGAGGAGCCGUUUCGGACCAUCUUCCAGACCAUGCUACAAAUGUGCGCUUACGCCGGAAGUGGGGAUGUGUUAAUAAUCCAGGAAUUGUUGCGAUUGGUCGAGGAAAAGGUCGAAGUUCCCGAAACGACCGAAACGAAAGGUUCGAAAGAUAAGAAAAAGAACGAAUGGGAUUAUCAUAUGGGGAAAGCGAUAGCUGUUUUGGCCGUGGCCGCCAUUUCCAAGGGUGAGGAGCUCGGGACCGAAAUGAUUCAAAGAAUUUUCGGUCAAAUAUCACGUUAUGGCGAACCUUCGGUCCGCAAAGCCGUCCCAUUGGCUAUCGCCUUGACUUCGGUUAGCGAUCCCCAGCCCACUAUAAUCAACGUUUUGACGAAAUAUUCACACGAUAUUGACGACGACGUUGCUUGCAACGCCAUUUUUGGGCUGGGUUAUGUGGGGGCGGGCACUAACAAUGCCCGCCUUGCGGUCACUCUACGCCAACUAGCUUUAUACCAUACCAAGAACCCGUUCCAAUUGUUUAUGGUAAGAAUUGCGCAGGGUCUUGUCCAUAUGGGUAAAGGUACCAUGACUUUGAACCCCUUACACACCGAUCGUCAGUUGCUAGACCCGGUUGCAAUGGCGGGGAUUUUGAUCCCGUUAGUGUGCCUACUUAAGCCGCAUUCGUUGAUUUUGGGCCGAUGUCAUUACCUACUCUAUAGCUUAGCGGCGGCCAUGCAACCAAGAUGGCUGCUCACACUUGACGAUAAUUUGAAUUCUGUCUCAGUGACAGUUCGUGUGGGUCAGGCUGUGGAUACGGUAGGAAAGGCAGGUGAUCCUAAAACCAUUGCGGGGAUUCACACGCAUACGACACCAGUUUUGUUGUGCGCUAACGAAAGGGCGGAGUUUGCAAAUGGGGAGUACGAAUCAACAGCGCCCGCCCUUGACGGCAUUUGCGUUUUAAAAAAGCUUGACUAAUCUAUGUGUUUUAUUUUAUUGUAUUUGUGCUUAAUAAAGUUUGCUUUGCAAUUGGA